AUGGAUCCCCUCGGAGCAGCAACCCUUUUUCUGGUCAUCUGCCUCUCUUGCCUGAUGGUCCUCUCAACAUGGCGGCAGAUGCACCGCAAAAGCCAGAUGCCACCUGGACCAACUCCCCUCCCCUUCAUCGGGAACCUGUUCCAAGUCAACACAAGUGAUAUGUACCGUUCACUCAUGAAGGUAACUUUCUGUAACAGAGCUUUCCAAACUGUGUGUCACGACACAUUAGUGUGUUGGCUGCAGUGUAUAGAUGUCUCUCUGCUCCUCCCGGGGCUGGAAAGGGGUUAGUUUAAUGCCCAGUUUGCUACUAAUACUGAGUGACUGUGUUGCAAAAUGACAAAGUGUGCUGACAACAUGAACCGUUUGGAAAGCUCUGUUCUAUGAUGCUUCAGAGCACAGUUAUCCAUUUUCUGAAUUGUGGUUCUAAAAUCAUUAUUAUAUGCUGAUGGUGAAUGAAGAUCACUCCAGUCUGCCAGCCCAGCCUUCUCUCUUGUCUAAUUCCAACUUUGAUUCUCCCUCCCCAUCCCUCUGCCUAACGGUGUGUGGGAAUGGAGGGAAGUUCCAAUAGCUGAUAGCCACAAUGGAUCUGCUUUGCCUCUGCGGUUGGAGUCAGAAAUGCCUCUGCAUCCCAGUUUCUGGAAACCAAACAAGGGAAGAGCGCUUAAAGGUUUCCCAGAAGGUAUGGUUACCAGACAUCCCCGUUUCCCAGGGACAGUCCCCGGAUUUACAAAUCUGUCCCCGGACAAAAUCCGUCCCCGGAAUGUCCCCGGAUUUCAUUUAAUGCCCCCGGAUUUAUAUUUUAAGUGUUGUGGAUUUAUUAGUAGGGAAUGAAUGUUGCAUGAUUGGUUCAGCGGCACAAGACACAUCAUAUGGGGACUUCCGGUGAGGCAAAAUGGCGGGCGCCAUGGCAGCGAGCAGCUUCUGAAGCCAGCCAGAUCCAACUGUGCUACCAGGCUGGCUCCAGGCUACUGAGAUGGCCGCUGCUGCCGCCACAGCCGAGGGGGAACUGGGGAUGCCCAGAGCGGGAGCGAGAGCACCUGGCCACCCGGCCAACUGCCCAGUGGUGCUCCGGGCCCAGGAAAACCCCGGAGCAGAUGCAGGGAGAAGGAGGAGGGGAAAAGGAAGAGAGAGAAAGAGGAAGGAGAAAAAGGAGGGGAGACCCGACCUUGCUGUGCCACUGUCUCUGCUGCUGAGGAGGAGAGGUAGGAGAGCACUGGGAGGGCAAGGACACGUGGCCGAGUCCAGGCCCGACCUGAGCCUACUCCACAGUGGCUAGCGCUCCAAGAGAUCAGGCCGGGGCCCAGAGGAAGGCCACGCAACAGAGGAGACCACAGAAGAGAAGAUAUUACUUUAUAAAUAAACAUUUUUAAUAACUUGUUUUUCUCUUUUCAAAAAAAAAAGUGUCCCCAAAUUCUUUGAACAAAAUCUGGUAACCUUACCAGAAGGGGCAUUUGAUUGGUCACUCUGAGAACAGGAUCCUGGACUCUUUUUAACCUGAUCCAGCAGGCUCUCCUUGUGUUCUCUUUUCACAGAUCCGUGAGAAAUAUGGUCCUGUCUACACCAUCCACUUAGGGCCCCGCCGUGUUGUGGUCUUGUGUGGAUACGAUGCCGUGAAGGAGGCCCUGGUGGAUCAGGAUGAAGAUUUCAGUGACCGUGGAGAACAAGCCACGUUGGACUGGUUUUUCCAGGGUUACGGUCAGUCUCUUCUUGGGCAAUUCUUGCCCAGAGCACAUGAUUACUGGCAUUUAUAUGCCCUUUUUAUCAAGCUUAGUACUGGAGAGUCUCAUUGGCCCUUCUCAUGGUCCUAUGUAGUAGAUUAUUGUUAAACCCCUCUUACUGAGGGAAGUCUCUCUCUCUCUACACCAGUGUGGUGUAGUGGUUUAGAGCGGUGGACUCGUAAUCUGGUGAACCGGGUUCGCUUCCCCGCUCUUCCACAUGCAGCUGCUGGGUGACCUUGGGCCAGUCACACUUCUCUGAAGUCUCUCAGCCCCACUCACCUCACAGAGUGUUUGUUGUGGGGGAGGGAGGGAAAGGAGAAUGUUAGCCACUUUGAGACUCCUUCGGGUAGUUGAUAAAGCGGGAUAUCAAAUCCAAACAACUCCUCUUCUUCUUCUUCUUCUUCUUCUUCUUCUUCUUCUUCUUCUUCUUCUUCUCUCUCUCUCUCUCUCUCUCUCUCUCUCUCACACACACACACACCUCUCUUACACUUAGAAUGUUCUCUCAAAAGCUGAAAUUGGGUCUUUCAAACCAGACCAAAAAGCAAAAAAAAAUUGGGGGGGGUCUCCAUACCUUUGUGGUUUCAGCCACAACAUCAUUCAAUCCUGCUCCUUAUUCCUCACUCCUUUGCUUCUCAGGGGUUGGCUUCAGUAACAGGGAACGGGAGAAACAGCUACAGCGCUUCUCCAUCACGACGCUGAGGAAUUUUGGGAUGGGAAAGAGAUCUGUCGAAGAGCGGAUCCUGGAGGAGACCCACUUCCUGCUGGAAUCCCUGAGGGAAACAAAAAGUGAGCUCAGUUUUUGUAACUUCAAGAAAUGUGGCUUCAUGAGGUGAUAGAAAUAGUGAACCGAGUGUUUGAAUGUUGGUCAUAAACAAGCCACUUUGAGAGCUGUUGAUAAACGUUGAGGGCGAAAAUAUCAGAUGAACGAAAGCACCAUUAAACACAUAGUGCUUUCUGCAAAUUGAAACUCUCCCUCUCUCAUAUAAUAUUAGAAGCUGGACUCAAAACCUUGAAGUUGAUCCAUGGUAGAUUCUUAGUAAAUGAAAGGUCAUGUAGUUUUACACAAGGAUGUUGCUGAGACAAUCAGACAAGUGUUCAGAGACCAGGAGUUAGUGCUCAGAAGCUGAGCACUCCUGCUUCACCUCACAUCAUAAGAACAUAAGAAAUUCCUGCUGAAUCUAGCCAAUGGCUCAUCUAGUGCAGAAGUUUAGGGUUUGAAGGGACCACAAGGGUCUUCUAGACCAAUCCCCCUGUGUGAUGGGUUUGGGAGGCCUUUCACAAGAAAUACCUCUGCUCACUCAGAGAUGUCUUUAUUUACAUCUAUUUACAAGAUGCAGAGCAUAGCUUUCAUGCGUCCGAAUUGUCCGUAGCAGAUCCCGGAAGUGGGAGCUUUCGGCUCCUCCUCCAGCAAAGCAGCUUGGGCAAUCCCAAACACCUUCUUGGUUCCCUGCAUUUUAACCGUCUCCGGUCCUGCGCAGAAGGAACUGGCAUUGCAGUUUCUGAGCUCUGGGGGCAGUACUGCGCCGAAGAUUUCAGAUUAAAACUGCAGAGUGGGAGGAAAGGAAGGCCUUUUUCUGCCUCCCCACUUCCAGCUACUCUCUGAAGACUGGAGAAGAGACCCUCGUAAGAAUAUUAAGGGGGUGGGCAGGGGAAGGACUAGACCAUGUGAAAUACGAACAUAAUAUUUUACCUGCAGUUCCUUCACUUUCAGCUUUGUAUUUUUGUUAUUUAAAAAAGUGUGCCUAGACAUUCUGUUGUUGCGCCCAUAACCUAGGCUUAAAGCGCCAUCUAGCUCCUAGCUUUCAUACCUCGGUUUCUAAAACCGCUGGUGCUACCCUCAGAGCUCCUUCUUGAGAAGUCUCUGAGGUCAUGAUCCAACCCCCCGCUCAGCUGCGUGUAAGCUUCUUUCAUUCCAAAAGGAGUUUUUAUGCCCUCUUCCAGGGCUCUUACCGGCAACCCCUUUGGAAAUGGGGUCCGGAUUCUGGGACUUCCGGGUUAGCCCCUCCAGCAAUGGCGGAUUUCCUCUGAUCGGGAGGAAUCCGCUUCGUGAGAAUUAGGGUCUGGACCGCUGCGGCGAGGUGGAGACCCACCAAAAACCACAGGCGGGAGAAGCCUGUGGACGUGGGAUUCGGCUGGCACCUUUUGCGCCUCCCCUACUCGCGGGGAAACCCGGUUUCGGGGAUCCGGAGCGACGUGGGGUGAGUGGCGCGGUGCUUCGAAUCGACUGCUCUUUUCACGGAGUGAAGCCGCAUUGCUGUUGCCAGAGAGCGCUGACUUUUUCCUGCUAAAAGACCAAAUUCCUCCAGCAUCCUAAACGCCCCCCAAGUAAGUCCUCCCCAUUGCAUGGUGCUAAGAGCAGCAUCUUCCAGGAGACCUUCCAGCCUCGAGUUCUGCGUGGCCUGUCCAUCUUGUGGGUGCACUUCCUGGAGGACUGGACUGGCUCACAGCUGAAUGCCUUCCCCUUGCUCUCCACCCUCUGUUAUUCCUGCCUCUUUUACAGGCUCCCGUCCCUCCUCCUCCUUCAGCUCCAGAGCCUUCCCUGCCGGCUUCGUGACACCCUGCAAUUCAGGAAUCACAGCUAAAAAAUCUGUAACAUGUAGCUUACCCUCUGGAGCAGCAGAAAAUGAGCUUGCUCCAUCCUCCAUAUGACAGCCCUUCUCCCACCAUCAGAAACCCGGGUCCGAAUCGUCCUGUCCUGCACUUUCCCUGAAGGCCUUUUGCUCAGGUAGUUUUCUACCACUCCCAGCAUCUUAAGAUGGACAUAAGGUCAACUCCGGUUAGGUUUUCUGUGUCAUGCUUGAGGCCUAGAUUUCAACCCAUAACAUGGAUAAGGCAAGGACUGGACAGCUUUGCAAGUCAAGUGUAGCCUUGACUUGUUCUUGGGCUGAGUGACUUGAGGGGGGGGGAUGUCUCUCUUUCUAGGUGCACCCUUUGACCCCACCUACAUCCUGAGCCGCUCUGUGUCAAACGUCAUCAGCUCCAUCAUCUUUGGCAACCGCUUUGAAUAUAAAGAUGAGGAAUUCCUCUCCUUGCUCACCACUAUGCAGGAAACCUACCAGUUUGUUUCCAGCUCUUGGGGACAGGUAAGUUGGAGGGGAUGGAGAGAACUUCUAUUGUGCAUUUGUGAAUAAUGCUAUUUGUCUUGAUCUGCUGAAAGCAUGGUACACAGGACAGCCAGCUCUGCGUGGGACUCUGUCAUUACCCCCAUGUCCAGCAGUGGUCAAGACUGACUAGAAGCAUAAUUGUAAAUUGUAUUAUGAAUCUGCUUGUUUGGUAUGUAUCAGGGAAUGGAUGAGAUUGGAUAAGCAAGAGGCAUUAGAACUAGAAGGACAUGACAACAGAUUCUGCUGGCACGCAUACUUAUGGUACAGGAAAGGGAAGGUUCAUAGAAGUUUUUACAACCAUAUAAUCAGGAAAUCACUAUGGGUAUGGGAAAGAUACAAAGACUUAUUGGAACAAAAGACCCCAUGGUGGCUUACACCACAUGAAGCAUUACUGCUCAAACCACUUGGAAAGAAAGGAAAAUGGCUCACAUAUGUAGGACCAUGAUGGAAAAUGGAAAUUAAGAGAUUACGAUGAGAUCAAAGACCACUUUCAGAGUUGGUUGCAUUAUCGACAACUAUAUGAAACACAUAAAGAAGAUAGCAAGAAAGGAUUCAGUUAUACAAGAUCUAGGUUUCAAACGGAAGUGAUUGAAGGGAAAGUGAAAUUACUGAAGGCUGCAUACAGCAUACUAUUAGAAUGGGAGACAAAAGAUGAAGAGGUAAAAUCAGUUAUGAUUAAAUGGGCACAAGAUGUAGGUCACAAUAUUAUGAUAGAAGAUUGGGGGAAAUUAUGGAAAACUGAUUUAAAAUUUACAGAUUGUUCCCUAUUGAAGGAGAAUUACAUGAAGAUGAUGUACAAAUGGUACAUGACACCAGUGCAGUUAGGGGAAAUGUAUAAAACUAGUUCAAAUAUAUGUUGGAAGUGUAAGGAAAAAUGGGGGGGGGAUAAGGAUGAUAUGUCUCUGGAUAAUAUGUUUUGUUAUAAUUUUGAAUAAUUUUUUUAAAAAAAUAAAAUAAAAUAAAAUAAAAAGACCGAUCAGAAGCUGCAGCAUCACCAGCUAAGGAGCAAGAUCACAUUCAGGGGUCUGAGUGAGGGUGACUAACAAAGGGCCGCAUUAUAUUCUUCCAUACCACCACAGCCUGGACCACAAUUCUCAUGGGUGUCUUUCAUGCCCGAACCAAAUGCCACCCCCCAGUACAUCACAAAUCCAGGAGCACAGGAACCCCACCAAGCAGGAGACCAUGAAAUAUUAUUAUUAUUAUUAUUAUUAUUAUUAUUAUUAUUAUUAUUAUAUUUAUUUAUUUAUACCCCUCCUAUCUUGCUGGGUUUCCCCAGCCACUCUGGGUAGCUUCCAACAAAAUAUUAAAAAUACAAUCACACAUAAAGAGAGGACAAGUGCCUAUCUUAAGAAACUAAGUUCUCCGCAAGGGGCCAGAACCUGGGAGAGGCUUAAGAAUAGUGUCGACAUUUGUUGGAACAAGCGUCUCACUCUGAGCUCUCCAUGGUGCUGCAACUCCUGAUCUGCCUUGCUCUUUGGUCAGGCUCUGCCUGGAGCAACUUUACAAUGUUGUUUCAAGCACACCGUCUGAUUCCUCUUCAUCCUUGUCCUCAUUACACCCUUGUCCAUCACAAAGGGGAAGUCAAGCCCUGAGGCUGUGUCUGUGACAGGUUUAUAGCUUAGUCAGCACUUGGUACCAAGUUGUUUCUGUGCGGAGCUCAGAGGAACCAAGUGAAAGAGGAACUCCUGCUUCUGCCUGCCCCAAAAAUCAAUCUCAAGUCACUUUGUUCAAUAUCUUUUUUAAAAAAUAAUUUUUAUUAAGUUUCAUAUUACCAAAUUAAACACAUCAAACCAAUUAAUCCAAAUUAUAUCAAUACAUAUCAUAUAAUCCAAUUGUUUUCUAAAUUUUAAAUUUUUGUGGGGGUACUCAUGCUUCUUGAUCGGCAGGAGUCCAAUCCUCGAAUAUUUGUGCUGCUUUCAUCUUAAGAAUGAUAUUUCCAGUCCCCUCUUCUCAAUCCUUGUCGUUACUCAUUUUCCUUUUCUUUUUUUAAAAAUAAUAAUAUUUAUUAGUAGUUUCAAAGUUAUAAAGAAAAGAGAAAAAUUAAAAAACAACACUAUAAUACAUAGAAAAAAAAGAAAAAACACAAAAACCAAUACAACAAUACAACAAAAAGAUAAAAAGAAAAAAGGAAAACAAAAGAAAAAAGAAAACAACACAAAUCCCAAAUUACAUAUCUAUAACUUCCAUUUGCUUGUUUCAUUGACCUCCUCACACCUCCCUUUUUGUAUUCUAGUUUAAUUAGUUAUUUCAGCAAAUUCUUUCCAUCUUUCUCAAUUUUUGUUAAAAAGUUUAUCUUGACAGUUUAACUUAAUAAUUAACUCAGCAAAUCCUUUCCAUCUUUCCCCAUAUUCUGUUAUUCAAAUUACCUUAAUUUAUUUAAUCUUAUCUUACCCUAAAAUACCUUAAAGCUUGAAUCUUAGUUUUCAAAUAUACAGAACUCCUGAUAUCAUUUCUGCUAGAGUCAUAUAGUUUCAUUCCAACAUUUUCCCUAAUAUUCAUUAAUUUUAAGCUAAUUCCCUAAAUAGAAAGUUUUCUUUAUAAAUUUUCUUCCAAUCUUCAUCCAACGUCUCCUCUUCCUGGUCUCGGAUUGUGUCAGUCCUUACUGUCCAAUCCAUCUAGUCCAUCAACCUGGAAGCCUUAUGUCCAUGGAAGCUUUCCAUGUCCCUUCUACAUUUCUUCUUCUUGUUGUUUAUACUUGCCUUUUUCCUUGUCUUUUGUUGGUCUCUUUCUUAAUUCCUUUCCUUUCUCAUUGAGGAGUAGUUCUCUGGGGGAUUCCAACCCAGAAUUGUCUCCAUCUCCCUUCAUCAAACCCGCCCAUUCCCCAAAGUCCCACUCCCCACAGUCCUCGAUAAAAUCCAAAAAGUAUUUAAAAGCAUAUUUCAAGGUCUCUCCAAAGUUAGGAACCUCCUCAGCACCAGACUCCCCCUGGCCCAUUCCAACUUCAAUCUUCAGUGACAGCGGCUUAUGCUCCUGUAGGGCCUCGGGUCUCUCCAUUUGUAUUAUUUGAGGUGCAACCGCAUCCUCCUCCAUUAUCUUCUGUACUUGCCCAGUCAGUACAGAUUCAUGAGUUGGUCCCUGAAUAAUUUCUGUAUCAAUGUUCCCUGCCUGUCCACAGUCAUUAACCACAACAGUCAAAUCCAUUUUUUCAUUCAUCAAGUCCAUCUUCUCAUGCAUCUGCUCCAACAGGGCACUUGUCUUGCACAAGGCAAGCACCCAAUCUUCCUCCCAGCUCAUCUUUAGUGAAGGUCAGAAAAGACUGUUCCCACGAUCUUAAUCUCACAGCUGCUGAGUCCUCAAGUAUACUGCUGCAACAAUUUAACAAUCUCCCUCUAGAGGAGGUAAUUUCUAUUUGUAUCCAUUUUUUUUUUAGGCAAGUCCAACAAAGGAAAAUUACUUUCAUUUUUCAGAUAUUUUUCGGAUAUUUUGUUUCUUUAAGAUGCAAAAGGGAACAUUGGAAUCAGCUUGUUUCUCUUCUUUAACUAUCUGUCAAAAUAUUCCAUUCACAGUCAAUGAACCUCUCCAACAAUUUCUGUCACUGACACCCCGUUCCCAGGUUAGAGACGGUGGAAACUUAUCCCUCUUCACUCCCUCUCCUGCAGGGGUUAAACAAAGUUCCCCCCCUUUUCUCCUGCUUCCAAGGGGGGUUCAGUAAUUCUGAAUGAAGGAAAUUUAGACUUUUUUGACAGCUUUCCAGGCUUUAGCUUACGAAGUUUUUGCUUUAGUCUAUAUACAAAAAGCAGAAGGCGGACUUCCUGUUUUGAACCUUCCCGCUUCGAUGCCAAAUUAAGAUAUAUCUUGAUCCAAUUUUCCAUUUCUACUCACGGGUACUUGUUUUAAAUCCAAUUGUCCACAGGAAAAAGUCAGCGCUCUCCGGCAAUGGCUGUGCGGCUUCACUCCGUGAAAGUAGCAAUCAGUUCGCAGCACUGCGCCGCUCACCCCACUUCGAUCUGGCGCCCCAAAAAGUCUUAUUUGUGUUUCUGUGUGGACUUUGUACUGCUUUCUCGUAAAUCACUCUCAUCCAAUAGUCCAGGCAUUUCCGCUCGAGCAAGCAAUCGCCAUUUUGUCGUUCCGAUGAAAUACAGUCUAAAAGCUCGCUCUUUAACUUUCCCGACCUGUUGCAUCAUAAGUUAGUCUUUUUCCAGGAGGGCUGCCCCUUCCAGAUCACAAUCGCCUCGAAAAUAAUAAAUCUUCGGCUCGCCCUCCCCAAGACCAAACCUCCUGCAACACAGGUCUCAUAUCACAUCUCCAUUCUAACUGCAUCACAAAGAGAGCCCUUCUUCUUUCCAAAUCCUUCACAAAGUAAAACCUUUAAGUUCAUAUUAUUUCCACACAGUUCAUUUUUAGUCCCAUUUGCAAUUAGUUGCUGUGACGGAUCUUCUAAGAGGGAGGGUUAUUAGUUAAUCACAUAGAGCAAAAAAAUAAAAAGUCGUUUCCCCCCCCCUUCAGUUCCGUUGCAUUCCAUUCCACAUACCAUGUCUGUAGUACUUUGAUGUAAUCUUCCGUCUCAGUCUUCUUCAUUUCAGUGGUAAAAUUGUAAGCAGAUAAAAACCUCCUGCCUCUCUUGAAGCAUGUGCGUUAUCUUUCACCAAUUUUUUUUCCCUUUUAAGUAACGCAACUAGUUUCGCACCUGGAAGCAGCUUCGGAGGAGUUCCGAGGCCCGCCGAGGGUUGUGCACCCAGUGCCUCACCCCCUCCUUCUUCCGAACUCGGGGGUGAUUUAUGGCAACAGCGGGUGAAAACUGCAUCUCUCCCCCCUGGAGAGAUGAAGGGAGACUGAUUUACUCCCCAUAAUCAGCCUCUAAUUACCUCGUGCGGGCUGGAUAGAUGUUAAUAUCCGCCAUCUUCCAAGGCGCCCCUAGCGGCCCUCCCACUUUGUUCAAUAUCUGUUCUCUCUCUUCCUCCUGCCAACGCUGCAUUCCUCCAAACCCAUCACACACAGCUCUACGAGAUGUUCUCCGGCAUCAUGCAGCACCUGCCUGGCCCACAAGAGAAAGCCUUCAAGAAGCUCUUGCUCAUGAAAGAGUUCUUUGUGAGGAAGAUAAAAGCGAACAAGGAGACCCUGGACCCCAACAACCCUCGGGAUUUCAUUGAUUGCUUCCUAGUGAAAAUGCAGCAGGUAAGAUUGUGUUCUUCUAAGUACGAUGGUCAAUUUCUGUGUGAGGGAACUUUGUAGACCCUGUUUCAACCAGGGAAAUUUUGAAACUUGGAUGGCUUUAAAAGAAGAUUCAACACAUUGGCCAAUUGGUGCCAAAGAAGGACAGAACUUUCUUCAUGUAUGCUACAACAGCAGCAAGAAUUCUUAUUGCAAAGUAUUGGAAGACACAAGAUUUACCCACUCUGGAAGAAUGGCAGAUGAAGGUGAUGGACUAUAUGGAACUGGCGGAAAUGACUGGCAGAAUCCGAGACCAGGGAGAAGAGUUGGUGGAAGAAGAUUGGAAGAAAUUUAAAGACUAUCUACAGAAAUACUGCAAAAUUAAUGAAUGUUAGAAUGAUGUUGGAUUGAAGUUAAAUGGUUUCUAGCAGCAAUGUUAUAAAGGAAUGUGUAAAAGUGGAUUGUUAACAGGUGAUAAUCUAAAGUUACAAUGUAUUAAGAUAAAAGAUUAAGAUAGAAUCAAAGAGGGAAAGGAUUUGCUGAAUUAACUAAUUUGAACUGGAAUACAAAAAAGGGAGGUGUGAGGAGGUCGGGGAAACAAGCAAAUGAAAGUUAAGACAUGGAAAGACUAAUCUGUUUUUUAACUGUUUUUAUUUUGUAUUUUCAUUUUUCAUUUUUUUCCUCUUUUUAUUUUUUCGCUUAUUUUUGUAUUAUGUUGAAACUUUAAUAAAUAUCUUAUAUAUAAAAAAAAGAAGAUUCAACACAUUGAUGAGGAGAGUUCUAUUGAAGGCUGCUGGCCAGGAUGGCUUUGCCCUACCCUCCAUGGGUUGGUUGCAACCAUGCUUCUGAAUACCGGUUGUUGGAAACCACGGGAGGAAAGAGGGCUCUUGUGCUCAAACCCUCCUUCCCAGUGGGACAUCUGGUUGGCUGCUGUGUGAACAGGAUGCUGGACUAGGUGGGCCUGAUUAAGCAGGCACUUCUCCUUUGCCUCUGUAGCCUUUCUGCACAAAGGGACUGUGUGGUUGCUCCCUCCCACUCCACCCAGCCAUCUGUUGCCUACACAACCGUUGGGCUGCUUUUCAGAACUCCACGACUGUUCCUUCCCCCCUCAGCCAAUCAUUAGGAGAGAGAGCUUCAUAGAAAGGAGGCAGUCAGGUGGCGCUGUGGGUUAAACCACAGAGUCUAGGACUUGCCAAUCAGAAGGUCGGCGGCUCGAAUCCCCGCGACGGGGUGAGCUCCCGUUGCUCGGUCCCUGCUCCUGCCAACCUAGCAGUUCGAAAGCAUGUCAAAGUGCAAGUAGAUAAAUAGGUGCAGCUCUGGCAGGAAGGUAAAUGGCGUUUCUGUGCGCUGCUCUGGUUCGCCAGAAGCGGCUUAGUCAUGCUGGCCACAUGACCCGGAAGCUGUACACCAGCUCCCUCGGCCAGUAAAGCGAGAUAAGCGCUGCAACCCCAGAGUCGUCCACAACUGGACCUAAUGGUCAGGGGUCCCUUUACCUUUAUCUUUACCUUUACUAAGAUAUAACAAGUGAAACAUCUUUUUUUCUUGUUUUUCUUCUGCCUAGGAAAAGGAAAACCCAAACACAGAGUUCUUCCAAGAGAAUCUUGUUAUGACAGCCCUCAAUGUCUUUUUCGCUGGCACAGAAACGGUCAGCACCACCUUGCGCUAUGGCUUCCUGCUUCUACUGAAAUACCCAGAGAUCGAAGGUGAAUGGGGAAAGGGCUGGAAAAGAGGGUGGAGAGGUGUGUCCUUGCCUUUCUAUGGGAUGGUCCCUCUUUGUUUUCCCAGCUAUGAGGUGGGAUCCUUGUUUAGUUCCCUGAAGGUGCAAAUGGCACUUUUGGUCACAUCUUGCUGAUUUCUCAACAGAGAAGGUCCACAAAGAGAUUGAAUGGGUGAUUGGCCUGAAUCGCAUUCCCAACAUGGAUGACCGUCCCCUGAUGCCCUAUACGGAUGCUGUGAUCCACGAGAUCCAGAGAUUCUCAGAUCUGGUCCCAACAGGCGUAGUAAGACGUGUGACCCGUGAUACCCAGUUCCGGGGAUACACCAUUCCCAAGGUAUUGUGGUUCUAUUAAUUCCUGAGACGAAGACUCUGCCAUUCAGUAUAAUCUCCAGACAUAUUUUGAAGGGUGACAAAAUUCCCUUAGGUACCUCUGUCCCUGACCUAUCUGUCAUCACCGCUCUAGGGUUAUAAGAGUCAAAUCCAAAAUAAGACCAGAAGAGCCUGUUAGAUUUCUGUUAUGCCACUGUGCAGUUUUUGGAGUCACAAGACUCUGUUUACAUUCCAGACUGUUGGAAGUCUCACGGGAGACAGAUGUUGAUGUUACUGGUUUCCUGUUUCUUUGUUCCAGUUGUUCACUGAUUCUCACAGAUAGUAGAUGCAUAUUCUUUUCUGUCCUGCGUAGUUAGAAAUAAAUGUAGCGAUGUAGCACACAUUUCUUGGCUCCUUCUACUGUUUGGAUACUCUGCGUAAUGGAGGAGUGUGCCUGAAGCCUCAUCAAAGGCUUAGGUUGUUAAUCACCGUCGGAGGAGGAGAGCCUGAUGGAUUCGGAAGAUGAAACAAGGAGGAGAGCCAUUACAGCUUGGUCGUACUGAACCUCCAACAGAGCCCAGCCAGAUGACACUGUGUUAAGGCCAUUUCUCUUGGUGCCUUCUUCCCCAAAGGAGUGGUGGUGGGUUUUCUUAUGAGGCUGAAAGGUGGCUUAGUUCUAAUUCUCCAAAAGCUAUGGUAUUUUUCUUAGAUGGAGUAGCUGUUAAUUUAACUUCAUGAAGGCAAAGUUAUUACCAACCAGAUAACUGUGGGAAGGCCACAAAAACAGGACAAUUUAAUAAUCAUUGUCAUCGUCAUCAUCUUCUGCAUAUUAGUACUGGAGGGUGGCUAAUGGAUCGUCACAGUUGUCUGCAUUUGGGGACUCUCCUCAGAGGUGCAUGGCUGUGGAGGCCCCCAUGAUAGUUUUCUGCAGUACAGAACUGACCAGUACACUACUGGGUCUGGUAGUAGAUAACAGGAUUUGCUCCUCCAAAUCUCAGAAUGAUUUCUUGUCACCCAGAAGAAUCUUCCAUUUCUCCCAUCUCUUCUCAUUUCUCUCUGUUUCUUGUUCAGGGGACUGAAGUGUUUCCCAUGCUCGGGUCUGUGCUGAAAGACCCCAAACAUUUUGCAAGACCAGACGUGUUUGACCCCCAACAUUUCCUGGAUGAGAAUGGGCAGUUCAAGAGGAAUAAGGCUUUUAUGCCUUUCUCUGCUGGUGAGUGAGUCCCCUUCCAUUUCCAAACACUCCUUAGUUGUCUAUAACGGCACUGUGAAAGCCCAUAUUCACCUUCCUCCUCUUUCCUAGGGAAGCGCUAUUGCUUUGGAGAACAUCUGGCCCGAACGGAACUUUUCCUCUUCUUCACCAGCAUCCUGCAGAACUUCCGCUUCAAAUCCCCCAUCCCUCCUGAAAAGAUCGACAUCUCUCCCAUGCUGGUUGGCUUUUUCAAUGUCCCACAUUUUUAUGAAAUGUGCGCCAUUCCCCUCUGA
Messenger RNA from Podarcis lilfordi (Lilford's wall lizard), 13424 nucleotides. The record is from the annotation of a GenBank genome assembly. Lineage: Eukaryota; Metazoa; Chordata; Lepidosauria; Squamata; Lacertidae.